AUGACUCUAGAAGCUAUCUGUUUAGUAGAACUUUCGCUCUCCCACGAGCUUAAUAUUGAUACAAUGACAUUUGCUUUUCUUCUAAUUAUCGUCAUUAUCGGUGUAUUCAUUUUGUGCAACUUGGGUCAAAUUGUGGAUAAUGCGUGUACAGAACUUGAGGAAGCAGCUACAGAAAAAUGGUAUGAUCAUGAUAUGAAAUAUAAGAAAAGCGUGCUUAUUUUCUACACCGCAGUCACUCAAGGAAUGCCCAUAUAUAUUUAUGGAUCUGUGACGCUGUCUUUAGAAACGUUUACUUGGUUCAUCAAAACAGGAAUGUCGUUUUACACUGUGGUGAGGUCAGUUUUAGAAAAUUGA
Molecule: messenger RNA, 354 nt
Organism: Pieris macdunnoughi
Lineage: Eukaryota; Metazoa; Arthropoda; Insecta; Lepidoptera; Pieridae
Source: the annotation of a GenBank genome assembly